UACAAAAAUGAAAGUGCAGGCUUGAAACGACGAUUAAGACACGUUCUUCAAGCCAGCUACAUUUGUAGCUCAUGGAUAACAGAAAAGGCUGAAGCCAUAACAGGCAUCGUAAAAUGUGCCGCCGUUCCUGUUCCUCCAGGAUCAACGACAACAACAGGUGUAUGUGACGACUCGCUGACGGCGACGCUACCAGACGCGUCGUUUUCCGCCUCCACAGACUACACCAGCAAGGUUCCUGCUCACGACUACGCCCCCUACAGGGGAAGAUUAAGCGUCAAGGUUGACCCUAACCCCCAAGCUUACAAGGUCGGCUCCUGGGUCGCCCUUGAUCUGGAUACAAAACAAUGGUUGCAGGUUGACCUUACCGCGCCCAGUGUAGUGCGGACAGUGACGACGGCGGGACGCGACCCCGACCCCGUCAGCGGCUGCUGCAAACAGUGGGUGACAAAGUAUACUAUUCAGUACAGUCUGGAUGGUGCAUCGUGGACAACGGUUACCGACAGCGCUGGAGCAGAGAAGGUUUUCGACGGCAACACCGACUCCACCACGCAUGUAACGAACAGUCUCGCAUGUCCAGUCAUCGCUCAGUAUGUCCGAGUCAGUCCAGUAGAGUGGCACGGAUACAUCGCAAUGAGGAUGGACCUUAACGGCUGUAACAUUGCUUCUGGUGGAGCUACAGCUGGACCAUCUACCGCGGCACCGACAACACCGACAAUCGCUGUUGCAGGACAACUCUCUAAUGGCCAAUGUGUCAGCGACUGCAGCAGUAAGGGUGAUGGCUUCUACCAGUCCUGUCAGGGUUGUAAUGUUUAUGUGCGAUGUGUCAGCGAGAAGAUCACUGACAACAACCCCUGUCCUCCCGGGACUGUGUGGAACGACAACAUCAAGUUCUGUGACAUAAACUCUCCCACCUGUCAAGGUCCCACAAGUCCAACCACGCCAGGAACCACUACAACCACAAUGGCUGCAGGACAACUUUCAACCGGCCAAUGUGUCAGCGACUGCAGCAGUAAGGGUGAUGGCUUCUACCAGUCCUGUCAGGGCUGUGAUGUUUAUGUGCGAUGUGUCAGCGAGAAGAUCACUGACAACAACCCCUGUCCUCCCGGGACUGUGUGGAACGACAACAUCAAGUUCUGUGACAUAAACUCCCCCCACCUGUCAAGGUAG
Molecule: messenger RNA, 1167 nt
Organism: Haliotis rubra (blacklip abalone)
Lineage: Eukaryota; Metazoa; Mollusca; Gastropoda; Lepetellida; Haliotidae
Product: SCO-spondin-like
Exons: 12
Cellular component (GO): extracellular region
Molecular function (GO): chitin binding
Source: RefSeq, a predicted model, not a curated record